AUGUGGCGCGACCGCACAAACCUCUACAUCUCCUACCGGCAGUCGUACGCUCAUCAUCCCAACCAACGAUCCAAAUAUGCCCAGGGCGGCUUCUCGGACGCCUACUCGAGCAGCAGCUUUGCGCACGAAGACCGGCGCGGGCUGCUCUCGAGCGGCGCAUUCGAAGAUGAUGGCGACGCUGUAAUCGAGAUGGACCUGCUGCCGCCGCGGUGGUCGGACAUCUCGGACGACAUCACAGAGCUGCUCGCCGAGAUUGCCACAAAGAGCCAGCGCCUCGACAAGCUGCACCAGACGCAUGUGCUCCCGGGCUUCGACGAUGACGAGACCAAGCGGGCCGAGGAGGUGCAGAUCGAGAGGCUCACCCAAGACAUCACAAAGGGCUUCCACCAGUGUCACCAGCGGAUUCAGAAGCUCGAGGGCAUGGUUCGCGAGUCGAAGCAGUCCGACAGCAUCAGCAGAGCCGAGGAGACAAUGGCGAAGAACAUACAGAUUUCCCUUGCCACAAGGGUCCAAGAAGCGAGUGCAAACUUUAGAAAGAAGCAGAGCGCAUAUCUCAAGAAACUCCGCGGAAUGGGUGGCCUCGGCGCAAUCAGUCCCAUUGACCGUCCAACAUCGCCAAUGCCGGGCUCUUCUUACAUGGACCCGUCACUCCAAGAAUCAGAUGCCGACCGCUCCUUCUCCCAAUCAACGCUACAGGUUGCCAUGCAGCAAAAGACGCUGCACUCAAACGACACCGCCAUCGCCCAGCGAGAGCGAGAAAUCGAAGAAAUCGCACAAGGUAUCAUCGAGCUGUCCGACCUUUUCCGAGAUCUCCAGACCAUGAUCAUUGACCAGGGCACCAUGCUGGACCGAAUCGACUACAAUGUUGAGCGCAUGAACACAGAAGUCAAAGCUGCCGAUAAAGAGCUGAUAAUAGCCUCUGGCUACCAGAAAAGGAGCAUCAAGAGGAAGAUUAUACUCUUGCUGCUGCUAGUGGUUGCGGGCCUGUUCAUUCUGCUGUUGGUCAAACCUAAGAAGAAUAGGGAUUAG
Molecule: messenger RNA, 1029 nt
Organism: Trichoderma gamsii
Lineage: Eukaryota; Fungi; Ascomycota; Sordariomycetes; Hypocreales; Hypocreaceae
Product: syntaxin 16
Exons: 3
Coding region: 1-1029 (342 amino acids)
Biological process (GO): vesicle-mediated transport; intracellular protein transport; vesicle fusion
Cellular component (GO): membrane; SNARE complex; endomembrane system
Molecular function (GO): SNAP receptor activity; SNARE binding
Source: RefSeq, a predicted model, not a curated record